UUUGCGGCUCUCUUCAUGCUCCCAGUCGAGAAUCAAAACCAAAACGGUCUUGCAUGUACGAGGACAACACGUGCAUCAUAUGAAACACCAAACACUUAUUGGGGGUCCGGAAAUCCAUACCGUCCAUUUCAAACCACUGCAUGUUCAAUCCAAAGACUGAGAACUGCAUGUGUCAACGUGCAAUUGUACACUGGCCAUAAGGCCCCCACUAACCCGACAUCCUGGACCAUGGACAUAUGAGGGUAGAAUGCCGUCAUCUACCGGACAGCCAUGCAGACUCAAAAUAAACAGUGCAGAAAGGUCUAGAACUCGAGGGCCUUACGCGAGUCGCACUUUUACCAUGGUUGAAGGACAUGAAAAUGCAUGGGGCAUAUGCCGGAUCACGGCUGCAUCAUGCUUCGAAGGAUCACAAUCAACAACACAGUGUCAUUCUUCAUUAACGAAAGCCUACUGUAACCAUUUACCAGUACGUGUCCUGCCAAAGCUCGAGAUGGCAGGACUGGAUAAGACGCAAUGUGGUGUAUCCCGGGUAGUUCAUGUUCUGUUCUCGGGAUCACAUCAUCAGACCAAGUUGCAAUCGCUUCAAAGCACAUCCCAAGGGACACUCUGCCUGCCGAAGGCCUUUGAGAGGCAACGAACAAACAAAAUAGAAAUGAACCGCAUCGAAAUAGUACAAUAUUUUACCCAGUUCGAUAGUUCAGUUCGGGACAUCUUGAUUCUAAUUUCCACUCCCGCAAUGCCUGCACUGGCCGAAACCAGGAAAAGCCACGCCCAUCUUUCCAAUUCUGGGAUCUGCGGGUCUUGGAGGCUACCAUGGGGUGUAAUGUCAAUAUCAGCCGCCAUUCAACCUCCGAGCCUGGCCUCUCAUAUGUCGCCGUCGCUUCUACCUCAAUCUGCGGAUAAAGUCAGUUGGUAUCCCAAAUUGUCACCCUCUCCACCACUCGCCGCCUUCACAUUGGGGAUUCACCCACGCUCAAUAUGUUGUCUGCAUCAGCGCCCAGCAUGCGAUCUUCAGUUUUGGUCUUUACCUGGAAGGAGCACCUCGAGGGGGAAACGUCUCCAUGGUUCUGUAGAUUAAGAGUGACGAUAAAAAUGGCAUCACGCGGUUCACCCGCCCAUUGGUACAUAUGCUAUACCCCCUCGGCUCGACACAUCUGCCUCCGACAUCCUGACCAGAGUAUCACCGCGACCGGGAAAACAACUCGACGAUAACAGGCGGCUCACUCUGGUUGACUUUCUUGGCAGGAACAACAAGUCAACUCAUAG
Molecule: messenger RNA, 1266 nt
Organism: Neurospora hispaniola
Lineage: Eukaryota; Fungi; Ascomycota; Sordariomycetes; Sordariales; Sordariaceae
Exons: 2
Coding region: 248-1078 (276 amino acids)
Source: RefSeq, a predicted model, not a curated record